Messenger RNA from Cannabis sativa, 1946 nucleotides. RefSeq names its product MLO-like protein 6. The transcript is spliced from 14 exons. The record is from RefSeq and is a predicted model, not a curated record. NCBI's taxonomy places the organism in Eukaryota, Viridiplantae, Streptophyta, Magnoliopsida, Rosales, Cannabaceae. Gene Ontology annotation, biological process: defense response. Bases 109 to 1716 code for a protein of 535 amino acids. Gene Ontology annotation, cellular component: membrane.
GAGUAAUAGACGAUCUCCAUAUAUAUAUAUAGAGAGAGAGAAAGAAAGAGAGUGUGUGAGAUAGAGAGAGAAAGAGAAGAGAGAGAGGAGUAGGAUUAGGAAAGAUCAAUGGCGGAAGAAGAUAGUACUACGACGGAAGCGACACUUGAAAGGACGCCGACUUGGGCAGUGGCAACAGUUUGCUUUGUUUUGAUUUUAGUCUCUAUUAUCAUUGAGCAUCUGCUUCAUCGCUUAGCCAAGUUUCUAAACAAAAGACGGAAGAAAUCUCUACUUGAAGCUCUUGAUAAGAUCAAAUCAGAGCUGAUGCUGUUGGGGUUCGUAUCAUUGUUUCUAACAAUUAGCGAAAAGACAAUUGCAAACAUAUGUAUACCCGAAAGUGUUGGCCACACAUUUCUUCCUUGUGGUACCCAAAUGUCCACCGACGUAGAGGAGGAAGCUAAGUGCGCCCAACAGGAUAAGGUUUCUCUGCUAUCGAGAAAUGGUGUAAGGCAGCUUCAGUACCUGAUCUUUGUGUUGGCCGUUUCCCAUGUCUUCUCUUGCGUUCUUACCUUCGGUUUUGGCAUUGCCAAGAUGAUGAGGUGGGAGGCAUGGGAGGCAGAAACCAGAACAUUGGACUAUCAAUUUUCUAAUGAUCCACGAAGGUUUAAGCUAAUCCAUCAAACAUCAUUUGGGAAGAGGCAUUUGCACUAUUGGAGCCAACAUCGAAUUCUGCGGUGGCCGAUCUGCUUUCUUAGACAAUUCUAUAAAUCUGUAUCAAAGGUGGAUUAUUUGACUCUAAGACAUGGAUUCAUAAUGGCACAUUUUGAUGAAGGAACCAACUUUGAUUUCCAAAAAUAUAUAAGAAGGGCUUUGGAGAAUGACUUUCGCGUGGUUGUGGGGAUAAAUUGGUGGAUCUGGAUUUUUUCUGUACUCUUUUUGUUCUUCAACGCACAUAGCUUUCACAAUCAUCUAUGGCUUCCUAUUAUUCCAUUAGUGAUGCUAUUAAUAGUGGGAACGAAUCUACAAAGCAUCAUAACUAAGAUGAGCUUGGACGGCCAUGAUAAAUCUGAAGUCGUAAGAGGCACUUUUCUAGUGAGGCCUAGUGACCAUUUCUUCUGGUUGGGCCGACCCAGAUUGCUUCUCCAUCUUAUGCACUUCAUCUUGUUCCAGAAUUCUUUCCAACUGGCGUUCUUUGCAUGGACUUGGUACAAAUUUGGGUUGAGGUCAUGCUUCCAUAAAGAAACUGAAAACAUUGUGAUAAAGCUGGCAAUGGGAUUAUCAAUUCAAAUACUAUGUGGCUAUGUGACAUUACCUCUAUAUGCUCUUGUCACACAGAUGGGAUCGUCAAUGAGGACAGCUGUAUUCACAGAGUUUGUUGUGAAAGGAUUAAAGAAAUGGAAAGGAAGGGCAAAAAAAAAUCUAGGAACAAGGAAUACCAAAUGGCAUAUGCAUAGUCCCCCAAAGUCACUAGAAGCUAAUAAUAAUUCUCAAGAUAUUUUCUCAAUGGAUACAUCACUUUCUUUUAGUACCCUUGAUCAUGCCUCAUUCUCUAUUGAUGUGGAUGAUUCUAUUGCUGGUGAAAUUAUGAGUGAGGACAACUUGAGACCCAUAAAUGAAAAUGUAUCCCAGAAUAAUGAUAAUGAUGAUGAUGAUGGCGACGAUGAUGAUGAUGAUUAUGACCGAAAGAAGAUUAGCUCCUUUGAUGGGUUUCGCUCCUACACCGAUACAAGGUUGUAAAUUUUUCAUUUAAUAUUUUACAUGUACAUUUGUUAUUAUUGAUUGUGAUUAAAUUAUUACUUUCAUUUCUUAUGUGUUUUGAACCUCGAUUUAUAUAAUCUCAUGCACAUCACUCAUGAUGACCGUCGUGCGAAUAUGUAGUGGUGUUUUGUAAUUAGUAGCCACCUCUACCAUUAUCCUGGCUUCAUAAUUUUCUAUAUCCUAUGAAUGGGAUUGCAUUUUAUAUUGUC